AUGUCGUCGUCGGAAGAGGACUCGAAGAUUGAUUUGUUGGACUCACCGGAUGUGGUGAAGAAGAAGCUGAAGAGAGCGUUCUGCGAACCGGGAAAGAUCGCCGACAACGGGGUGUUGGCCUUCGUUAAGCACGUGGUGUUCUCCCUCUUCGACACGUUUGUGAUCGCACGCAAAGAGGCCAACGGCGGAGACCUGACGUACGCCGCCUACCAGUCCCUCGAAGACGAUUUCGUUCAAUUGCGUUUACAUCCCGGAGACCUGAAGGCGGCCGUUGAGAAGUACUUGAAUCGUCUGUUAGAACCGAUUCGCGAGACAUUCAAAGACCCGAAGCUGAAGAAGUUGACGGACAACGCCUACCCAUCGCUCGACAAAAAGGGCAAAGUAGUGGCCACAAGUGCUAACGAUAUCAAUCCAUCACUGCUGGACAUUCGGGUCGGAAAGAUUGUGGACAUAGAAAAGCAUCCGGACGCCGACUCCCUAUAUGUGUCGCAAAUCGAUUUGGGAGACGCAGACGGCGGCACUCGAACAGUGGUGAGCGGUUUGGCGGCACUCAUGACGCGGGAGUCACUGCACGAGCGACUGGUCGUAGUGUUGGCGAACCUAAAGCCGGCCAAAAUGCGUGGCGUAGAGUCGCGCGGAAUGAUUCUGUGCGCCUCGACAGACGAGCCCAGACAAGUGGAACCGCUAAACCCCCCGCCCGGCAGCCAACCCGGCGAACGGGUGUUCGUCGAGGGCUACUCCCGGCCCGCGUCCGACACUUGGGAACAGUUGAACCCCAAGAAGAAGGUGUGGGAGAAGUUGCAGACAGAUCUACGCACUUCUCACAAUGGUUUGGCCGAGUGGUCGGGCAAUCCGUUGGUCACCACCCGUGGCCUCAUCACGUGCAAGUCGAUGUCCAACGCGCCCAUCAAAUAA
Molecule: messenger RNA, 915 nt
Organism: Medioppia subpectinata
Lineage: Eukaryota; Metazoa; Arthropoda; Arachnida; Sarcoptiformes; Oppiidae
Source: the annotation of a GenBank genome assembly